Paramecium octaurelia is the source of this 922-nucleotide messenger RNA. NCBI's taxonomy places the organism in Eukaryota, Ciliophora, Oligohymenophorea, Peniculida, Parameciidae. The record is from the annotation of a GenBank genome assembly.
AUGAGUUUAUCGUUUUCAUCUUUUGGGAAAAUUCUUGAAAAAACCCAGCCAAUAGCAGUUGAUGAAGUAAUAAAUCUCAAUGGACACAUACUCCCAACCAUAAAGAAGGACAAAAAGUAAUAAAAUAGCAAUUAUUAAGCAAGCUCUAAAUGUUUUCAUUGUUGAGAAAAAAUGAAGGAAAACAAUAAAAUGAAUCCUUUCCCUUUAACGCUGUAUCCAGAAGAGCCAAACCAACUCUCUGUUGUCUGAUGCCAGAAAAAUCAUACGAAGCAAAAUACACCCCAAAAUUUGAAGUUGUUUAAUGUAAAUCUCCUUCCUUUGAUUUUGGAUCAGGAAAUUAAAUAAGAACAAGAUCGAUCUCGAUUUGUAGUCAAGAUUACUAUAUUGAUUAAUACACCUCCUUUAGAACUAUGUCAAAAUCAACUAAGGCUUAAACUGAAAAGAAAAACACAAUCUCUCAUAUAAAAGAGGAAUGCCCUAAGUUAUUGCAUUCCUUGAAGGUGUAACUGGAUAAAAAUAAGAGAAGCAAGACUCAUAAUUGUUCUCCUGAUUUUAAUAAGUAUACUGAUCGUAAAUAUACUUAGAGAGAAUUUUUGCAGCAAUACGAUUUGCUCGGAGUAAAUUAUUCGAGAAUAGUAAAAUUUAUUUAAAAUAAUGAAAGAACAAAAGACUUGAUGUAGGAUAUGUUGAAUUCAGUAAAUUUACCAACAAAGUUAUGAUGAAACAAGACAGAGCCGAAACACCCCCAUCAGUUCGUUUGGACUACAAUUUUGAUAAACCAAAACAAAUGAGGAACAUCUAUUUAGGCAACCACAAACCACUGUAACCUAAACUCAAACCCAAACACUUAUAAACUAUUAAUAAUUGUGGGUAAAGGUACAUCAAAAGAACAUAGGAACUAAUGUAAUGGUCAGACUAGUGA